Messenger RNA from Arabidopsis thaliana (thale cress), 3078 nucleotides. RefSeq names its product Leucine-rich repeat transmembrane protein kinase protein. NCBI's taxonomy places the organism in Eukaryota, Viridiplantae, Streptophyta, Magnoliopsida, Brassicales, Brassicaceae. The transcript is spliced from 17 exons. The coding region runs from base 1 to 3078 and encodes 1025 amino acids. The record is from RefSeq and is marked reviewed. Gene Ontology annotation, molecular function: protein serine kinase activity; protein serine/threonine kinase activity; ATP binding. Gene Ontology annotation, cellular component: plasma membrane.
AUGGGGAAUUUCAACUUUCUUCCGCUAGUUUCUUUCGCAAGCUUUGUUGUUGUCCUUGUUCUUGUUUGUGCUCAAGACCAAUCAGGUUUUGUUAGUAUAGAUUGUGGUAUACCAGAAGAUUCCAGUUAUUACGAUGAGAAAACAGACAUAAAAUACAUUUCAGAUGCUGCAUUUGUCGAGUCCGGGACAAUUCAUAGCAUAGAUUCUAAGUUUCAGAAAAAAAAUCUUGAGAAACAGUUCCAAAAGGUUAGGAGCUUCCCUGAAGGCAAGAAAAACUGUUACGAUGUGCAGCCUCCUCAGGGAAAAGGCUUCAAGUAUCUGAUAAGAACCCGUUUCAUGUACGGUAACUACGAUAAUCUAGGGAAAGCACCCGACUUCGAUCUUUAUCUUGGUGUCAAUCUCUGGGAUUCUGUUACUCUUGAGAAUUCAACUACUAUAGUCACCAAAGAGAUCAUCUACACUCUUCGCUCGGACAAGGUUCAUGUGUGUCUUGUUGAUAAAGAAAGAGGAACUCCAUUCUUGUCUGUCUUAGAACUCAGGCUCCUGAAAAAUAAUAUAUACGAGACUGCUUCUGAUUCUCUUAUGCUGUAUCGAAGAUGGGAUCUUGGUGCAACCGGAGAUCUUCCUGCCAGGUACAAAGACGAUAUUUUUGACCGCUUCUGGAUGCCGUUGAUGUUUCCGAACUUUUUGAUCCUCAAUACGUCGCUGAUGAUAGAUCCGACUAGCAGCAACGGAUUCUUACCCCCUAGUGUUGUCAUGAGCACUGCAGUAGCACCAAUGAAUUCCAGCAUAGAGCAGAUAAUGGUUUAUUGGGAACCACGGGACCCAAAUUGGAAAUUCUAUAUAUACAUACACUUUGCUGAAGUUGAGAAACUUCCAAGUAAUGAGACAAGGGAGUUCUCUGUGUUUCUGAACAAAGAGCAGAUCGACACUACUAGUGUGUUUAGGCCUAGCUACUUGUAUACAGAUACACUUUACGUUCAAAACCCCGUGAGCGGACCAUUUCUCGAAUUUGUUCUUAGACAAGGUGUUAAGUCCACGCGUCCUCCUAUCAUGAAUGCCAUCGAGACAUAUCGUACCAACGAGUUUCUUGAUUUGCCUACUGAUCAAAAUGAUGUUGAUGCAAUUAUGAAAAUAAAGACCAAGUAUAAAGUGAAGAAGAACUGGCUCGGAGAUCCUUGUGCUCCAUUUGGCUAUCCUUGGCAGGGUAUUAAUUGUAGCUACACCGCUAACAAUCCUCCGAGAAUCAUUUCUGUGAACCUAUCCUUUAGUGGAUUGACUGGCCAGAUUGAUCCAGUCUUCAUCACCCUUACACCAUUACAGAAACUAGACUUAUCAAAUAACAGAUUAACAGGAACAGUACCUGAUUUCCUUGCUAAUUUACCGGAUUUAACCGAGUUAAACUUGGAAGAAAACAAGUUAACGGGUAUCCUCCCGGAGAAACUAUUGGAGAGAUCAAAAGAUGGAUCGCUUUCUCUGAGAGUUGGCGGGAAUCCAGACCUUUGCGUGUCUGAUUCAUGUCGAAACAAAAAGACGGAGAGGAAAGAAUACAUUAUUCCAUCAGUAGCAUCUGUUACAGGAUUGUUUUUUCUCUUGCUCGCAUUAAUUUCUUUCUGGCAAUUCAAGAAGAGACAACAAACAGGUGUCAAGACCGGACCACUAGACACAAAGCGAUACUACAAGUAUUCAGAAAUAGUGGAAAUUACAAACAACUUUGAGAGAGUUCUUGGCCAAGGAGGCUUCGGAAAAGUAUACUAUGGUGUCUUACGUGGGGAACAAGUUGCUAUCAAGAUGUUGUCUAAAUCAUCAGCUCAAGGCUACAAAGAAUUCCGAGCAGAGGUUGAACUUCUCCUGAGAGUUCAUCACAAGAACCUAAUAGCUCUUAUUGGAUACUGCCACGAAGGAGAUCAAAUGGCACUUAUCUACGAGUAUAUCGGUAAUGGGACCUUGGGAGACUACUUGUCAGGGAAAAACUCGAGUAUUUUGAGCUGGGAGGAAAGGUUACAGAUAUCAUUAGAUGCAGCACAAGGGCUAGAGUAUCUCCACAAUGGAUGCAAACCUCCUAUAGUUCACAGAGAUGUGAAACCUACGAACAUUCUAAUCAACGAAAAGCUCCAGGCCAAGAUCGCUGACUUCGGUUUAUCUAGAAGCUUCACACUGGAAGGUGACAGUCAGGUUUCAACUGAAGUCGCUGGAACUAUUGGCUAUCUUGACCCUGAGCACUACUCGAUGCAGCAAUUCAGCGAGAAGAGUGAUGUUUAUAGCUUUGGGGUGGUACUCCUGGAGGUAAUCACGGGCCAACCGGUAAUUUCACGUUCAAGGACUGAAGAGAACAGACAUAUAAGCGACCGAGUUAGCUUGAUGCUGUCUAAAGGAGAUAUCAAAAGCAUUGUGGAUCCGAAGCUAGGAGAGAGGUUCAACGCUGGCUUGGCCUGGAAGAUCACUGAAGUAGCAUUGGCUUGUGCGUCUGAAAGUACUAAGACAAGACUCACGAUGAGUCAGGUUGUGGCUGAGCUAAAAGAGAGUCUAUGCAGAGCAAGAACCAGUGGUGAUUCUGGAGAUAUUUCUUUUAGCGAGCCGACGGAGAUGAACGUGUCCAUGACUGUUGACCCGGGGGUGCUUCCUCAACCGAGAAAUGAGUAUCCAGUAACUCAGCCUGAUGCAGUCAACUCUACAGAUAAAUCUGUGGGCAUUACUAAGGAGCACAACCUUUUACAUGGAAUAGUCCAGUGGUUCCGGAAGCUUAAACACACUUUGUCAAGUGAGGAGACUUCAGAUAGAAAAGCUUCUGAUGCCACAAAGACCAGUGAUCAAUGGAGACUCAAAUCAGAAUCUGAUGAGGACUCUGAAGAACCUUGGCCAGUCCAUGCUCUAACACAUUCAGGUAACAAGUAUGAGUAUGUUAGUUUCUUGCCUCUAGUGGCAGUUGAGUUGGUUUUCCAACAAGAACCUAGUCUGGUUCAGGCAGGAUUGAUAGGGAACUUUGCUAAAACCAAUUUGAUCGAAAAGGGACAAGUCACUGCUACAACAGCACUUAAGGAGCUUCGGAAACUCAGUAAUCUGUUGUCAGAGAUGUGA